Messenger RNA from Seriola dumerili (greater amberjack), 660 nucleotides. Its product is annotated as actin cytoskeleton-regulatory complex protein pan1-like. The transcript is spliced from 7 exons. Gene Ontology annotation, molecular function: protein binding. Lineage: Eukaryota; Metazoa; Chordata; Actinopteri; Carangiformes; Carangidae. The coding region runs from base 1 to 660 and encodes 219 amino acids. The record is from RefSeq and is a predicted model, not a curated record.
AUGAAGUGGAAGGUUCCACUUUAUGUUGGGAUUCCUCCAGCUCGUCGUCAUGGACACACAGCCUUCAUCCUCCAUGGUCAUCUGUAUGUAUUUGGAGGAAAGAAUGAAGAGCAGGAGUUUAAUGACCUGAAGGUGAUGAAACUCAUCAACCCCUCAGAGAGGCAACCAGUUUUGACUGUCAACAGCUUCACCCCUACAAAGGUCCCCAACGUCCGCUAUGAGCUGAGUGAGUCCACUCCAUUCAUCCAGUCCAGGAGCACAUCAGCUAAUGCAUUUGUCCACAGAGAAUUCAGUGCAGUUCGAGAUCAGGCCAUGAAAAUGAUCCAGACAGCCUUCACUCUACUGGACCAGGAGUUCCAGAAACUGGAUCGAGAGAAGUCAAAGUUGUCUAAAGCUGCUGCUUGUCUUCAAAGAGAGAAAGAAGCUCAUGAGGCCCACAGACGACAGCAGCAACAGGAGCUGCAGGAGAUGCUGGACAGACAUCGUUCUCAGAAUGAGGCAUGGCUCCGAGCCAGAGCUGAGGAGAAUGACGGAGAGAGGAGGGAGCUCUGCAGACUCAGAGAGGAGGUGUUGCAGGAGCAGGAGAGGCUGAAGGAGGAGCAGAGCAGCAUCCAGAAACGCAGCGAACAUCUUCUCUCCAUCAUGCAGCAGUUCAGAUAG